Tachysurus fulvidraco (yellow catfish) is the source of this 3346-nucleotide messenger RNA. It is a transcript of the gene ric8a, whose product is annotated as RIC8 guanine nucleotide exchange factor A. Lineage: Eukaryota; Metazoa; Chordata; Actinopteri; Siluriformes; Bagridae. Gene Ontology annotation, molecular function: guanyl-nucleotide exchange factor activity; G-protein alpha-subunit binding. The coding region runs from base 164 to 1822 and encodes 552 amino acids. Gene Ontology annotation, cellular component: plasma membrane; cytoplasm. The record is from RefSeq and is a predicted model, not a curated record. The transcript has 10 exons. Gene Ontology annotation, biological process: G protein-coupled receptor signaling pathway.
AAUUCCGUGCGGCGACUUUUGGCUCGGUCCCAAAUCGCAUGAUGACGAUGAUGAAGUGAGCGAGAGAUUAAAGGAUGAAGUGAGUCUUCAUCAUCAACAUCAUCCUCCUCAUCAUCUGUGCGGUUGGAGCUGCUGCUGAUGGUGAUUUAACACAACAGUAAACAUGGAUUUAUCUGCUGUUAUAAACGCGCUGCAGACACGGGGGCAGGAAGCAGCAGUGCGCGCGCUGGAGGGCUUUAAUAAAGAGAAAAGUCAGUGUUUCACCUUUAUAUCAGAGGAACAAGAGGACAGAGAGCGUCUGGGCGAGCUUCUCCUGUCCUUUCUGGAUCGUGACGUUCAGCCGUCGUGUAAGCUGGCGUGUUUGGAGACGAUCCGCAUCCUGUCACGUGAUAAAAGCAGCCUGGCUCCGUUCUCCAGCCGCCGCGCCGUACACACACUCGCAUGUCACGCUGCACUCGCACCCCCUGAGGGAUUCUGGCCACAAGUCCCUGACCUGGAUGUGAUCGUUGAGGCGCUGAAGUGUCUCUGCAACAUCAUACUAAACAGCAGUGAGGCACAGGAAGCUGCUGCCCACUUGGGUCUGGUGGUGGGCGUAGUAGAGCGUCUGAAACAGUGUCGUGAGUCUCGGUGGAGCUCGGACAUGCGCUUCUUUGACCUGCGGCUGGUGUUUCUGCUGACGGCACUACGUGUAGACGUGAGGGCUCAGUUGGCCCGUGAGCUGAGGGGCGCUCGGAUUCUGGCCGACGCCCUCGACGCCACGCUCGGCCUGCAGUGGACAGACGCCUACGAAGUUUCCCGCUCCGGUGCAGAGGGACCAAAUGAUCUCCCACCGCUCGGGAGGAGUGAGACAGAGCGAGCCAUGGAGAUUCUGAAGAUCCUCUUCAACAUCACCUACGAUAAGGGACGCCGCAAAGUGGACGAGGAGGAGGCAGCGACAUACAGACACCUGGGCGCCAUACUGAGACACUGUUUAAUGAGUACAGCCGAUGGAGAGGAACGCACAGAUGAGUUCCACGGUCACACAGUCAACCUGUUAGGGAACCUCCCCCUGCUGUGUUUGGAUGUGUUGCUGAUUCCCAAAGUGCAGCUCGGUUCCAUUGAGUACAUGGGAGUGAAUAUGGACGCAGUGAACAAACUGCUGGAGUUCAUGGAGAAAAGACUGGACAGAGGGAAUAAGCUGAAGGAGAUGCUGCUGCCGUGUCUGAACCUGCUGACAGAGAGCGCACGUAUCCACAGAGAGACACGCAAAUUUCUACGAAUGAAAGUUCUCCCCCCACUGCGGGAUGUAAAGAAUAAGCCUGAGGUGGGAAACGCUCCAAGGAAUAAACUGGUGCGUCUGAUGACUCACAUCGACACGGACGUGAAGACGUGCGCUGCUGAGUUCCUCUUUGUGUUGUGUAAAGAGAGCGUAUCCCGGUUCAUUAAGUACACAGGUUAUGGGAACGCUGCAGGCCUGCUGGCGGCUCGAGGUCUGAUGCGGGGCGGCUGGGAGCCGGGACAUUACUCUGAGGAUGAGGACAGCGACACAGAGGAGUACAGAGAGGCCAAGCCACACAUCAAUCCUGUGACGGGUCGAGUUGAGGAAGAGCAGCUGAACCCGAUGGAGGGAAUGACGGAGGAGCAGAAGGAGGACGAGGCCAUGAAGCUCAUCAGCAUGUUUGAUAAACUCUCCAGGGAUCAUGUGAUCCAGCCCAUGAAGCUCGGGCCAGAUGGAAAAAUGACCAAACUGGAGCCACACGAGCUGCACUGCCUCACACAGCAACCGUUUACUGGGAACCAGAGGAACGAUGAAGACGAGGAGGAAGAGGAGAUCUCAGACUGAACACGUUCAGAGUCCAGCUGUGUGACCUGCUGUCAGGAUGACAAAUGGACCGGAGAUUUAGAAUAAACACACACUAUGUUUUGCUAACCUUUCAGCUCCGUUUCUCUCACACACUCAACACACGUUAUUCCUGAGCUCAGGUUCAGUUUACAGACCUUCUGGUGUGUGUGUAUCUUGCUGCCUCUUUUCAUUUAUUUGUAUCUAUUACACAAAUUGUGUAAUUAUUUUUCUUCAUGAGGUGUUUUAGAGCUGAAACCAGCAGCGUGAAGCUUCAGCAUCGUGUUUGUGUCCGAGCUCAAAGAGGAUUUCUGAGUUUUCUGGUUAAUUUAUUACUCAAAGCUGAUGGGUGUAACAGUGACAUGCGGAGGAGCUGAACACACACACCACACUGAACACACACACAUAUCACACGCAACACUGAACACUCCCACACCACACUGAACACACCCACACACUGCACACUGAACACACGCAACACUGAACACGCACUCCCACACCACACUGAACACACACACCCACACAGUGGGUAUAGGAGUGUGUGUGUGUUUGGCUUCUCAUCUGAGAAACACUAAUAAACUGUUUGUUACUCGAGUCACACAUCGUCAUGUUUCUUAUAUUUUACUGCUAGAAAUAUUUCUCCUGUUAAACAGAUUAAAUGUCGUCAGAUUUUUCAACCAUAAAUUGGACAAAAUCACAAGAAGCCUUGAGGUAUUUUCCCCGUUCCACCGAGUGCAUGGACACUGAUGUAUUUAUUUAUACUGGUGUAAUUAUAUCUUACAUUUUUCAUUUCAAUCCUCUGUUAUCGAACUGUUCAGCACUUUGAUCUGAUAUUUAUUUUAUCUUUAUCACUUAAACACAAAGAGCUAAAAUGGAGUAAAUGAUAAAAUUCCUUUGAUGUUUUUUUAUCAAAAUGUACAAAACUCACUCAUGUUUGAUUUGUGGAAAGAAUUAAUUCUUCAUCUUGCUGGUAAAGAUAGCAUUUUAUUUUUAAAAAAGAUGGAAAAAAAAAGAUAAACAAAAAAACAAAACAAAACAAAAAAAGAGCCUGGUGAUGCAUGAAGCGCUGUGAGGAAUCUGGACCGGCGCCUUGACACAUAAAAAAAAAAAAUUCCACUCGCAGAAAAACGUGGUGGAUUUGUUUCCUUUUUUCCUCAACAGGACAUCUGUGUGUGUGUGUGUGUGUGUGUGUGUGUGUGGCAAUCGUUCGCUACAUGCAACUGGACUCCACCUGAGCUUCAGGGUUUUACACUUUAGAGGGAAGAUUUACAGCACGGCCUCAAUAAGUUAAAAACUAUAGCAAAAGGUUCUGCUCAAAUCUCACUAGAUACAUUUACAAUAUAACACCUGUGACAAAAUAAACCGUUCCCCGAUUUAAAAUGCACCCCCGGAAUCCUCCUCCACCUCAUUGUUGUCAUUGUGAAUAAAACGAGAUUUACAUGUUUGCGUUAUCGCCGUCAUUGUUUUUUUUUUACUUGGAAAUUAAAUACCAAAAACAAAAUAAACAAAAAACCCAUUAAAAAAAAA